This is a messenger RNA of Labeo rohita (rohu), 2703 nucleotides long. RefSeq names its product wingless-type MMTV integration site family, member 5a (gene wnt5a). The record is from RefSeq and is a predicted model, not a curated record. The coding region runs from base 777 to 1901 and encodes 374 amino acids. Gene Ontology annotation, biological process: multicellular organism development; canonical Wnt signaling pathway; neuron differentiation. NCBI's taxonomy places the organism in Eukaryota, Metazoa, Chordata, Actinopteri, Cypriniformes, Cyprinidae. The transcript has 5 exons. Gene Ontology annotation, cellular component: extracellular region. Gene Ontology annotation, molecular function: cytokine activity; frizzled binding.
UAUACAUACCUUCUGCUGUCGGUCUCCAUGUGCAUACAAAUAUUUCACUGGAUUAUUACAAUUAAUGGCAAAAGAAAUGUUUUAACAUGUAAACUAUAAACGACUCAAUAUGCUAUAAUUGUUGUAUUUCUUUUUUUAUAGGUAAUAAGGAAGCUCAAUAUAAGUUUACGCGUUCCCACACGCAUCACAGGCGGAGUUUGUAGCGUGAAGAUGAAAAACUCGUUGUGCAAUUUAUUACAGCGGUGCGGGAGAUACUUCAGACUCUGAACACAGCAGCACAAAACUGGACAUCUACUCUCAGCAAGAGUGUGAACUGCUUUGAAGCGAAGAGCCGGUUAUAUUUUGCGGAUUAGUAUAUGUACGUGAGAUGGAGAAUCUGUAAUAUUUCCUGAGGGCGCUGAGAAUGAAGAGUCUUGUCUCCUGGAAUACACUCGGGGAAAUUAUGAUUUUUGUGACAUGUAGACAUGCGGAUUUACUUUUUUCUGCCUAAACUUAAUUGUUUAUGGAAUUUGGGGAGAAAUGUAGAAAUAUCCAGACAACCAGUACGAAUCAACUGCAGCAGUAUUGGGAGUGUUGUCUAUCAAAAUCUUUAAGAAUCACACACUGGGAUUGCAUUUUUGUUUACAUAAACCAAUCUUUCAAUCAGUCUUAUGUUAAUAACCAUACAGAGAACAUAGCGGUGGUCUUCCUGGGACGGAUAAAACGGGAAGCUAAACACGGUAAUAAAUCCAUUCCAUCGAUUUGGACUGACAUCAGUGGAAGAACAUCUUAUCAGAAUGUUGUUCAAGCUGAAGUUGAUGCGCUCGGGGUGGGGUGGAGUCACGGACGCACGACACGGAGUGGUCGCCAUUACCUUUUGUGCCUUCUUUAUGCAAGUGUUUGUGGAAGCUAGCUCAUGGUGGUCUCUAGCGAUGAAUCCCCUCCUGAUACCAGAAGCAUAUAUCAUAGGAGGACAGCCACUGUGUAGUCAACUAACAGGACUGUCCAAAGGUCAGAAGAAGCUUUGCCAGCUAUACCAAGAUCACAUGCAGUUCAUUGGAGAGGGUGCCAAGACAGGCAUCCAGGAGUGCCAAUACCAGUUUCGCAACCGCCGCUGGAACUGCAGUACAGUGGAUAACACCUCAGUGUUUGGCAGAGUCAUGCAGAUAGGGAGCAGAGAGACAGCAUUCACAUACGCUAUCAGCGCUGCUGGCGUGGUCAAUGCAGUGAGCCGUGCCUGCAGAGAGGGGGAGCUGUCGAGCUGUGGCUGCAGCAGGGCAGCGAGACCUAAAGAUCUGCCACGAGACUGGCUGUGGGGCGGCUGUGGUGACAACCUGAAUUAUGGAUACCGCUUCAGCAAGGAGUUUGUGGAUGCACGUGAACGGGAAAAAACUUUCACCAAAGGUUCUGUGGAAAGUGCAAGACUGCUGAUGAACCUUCAUAACAAUGAAGCGGGACGGAGGAUAGCGUCAGAUCUCGCCCAUGUGUCCUGUAAGUGUCAUGGCGUGUCUGGCUCUUGCAGCCUUAAAACAUGCUGGUUGCAACUUGCUGAUUUCCGCAAGGUGGGUGAUGCUCUGAAGGAGAAAUACGACAGCGCCGCUGCCAUGAGGCUGAACAGCCGCGGGAAGCUCGUUCAAGUUCACUCCAAAUUUAACUCUCCUACCAGCAGUGAUCUGGUGUACAUCGACCCCAGUCCAGAUUACUGCGUAGAGAACAAAACUACUGGCUCUUUAGGAACUCAAGGUCGCCUCUGUAACAAGACGUCUGAAGGCAUGGAUGGCUGCGCUCUCAUGUGUUGCGGUCGAGGUUACGAUCAGUACAAGGCACAGCUGGUUGAACGUUGCCACUGCAAGUUUCACUGGUGCUGCUACGUCAAAUGCAAGCGCUGUUCGCGUGUAGUUGACCAGUUUGUGUGCAAGUAGUAGAAUGAGGCAUGUAAUGAGAGCGUAUGAAAGAAGAUGAGAAGGAAAAACUAAAUAAAUUAUUUUUAUAGAGCUGAUUGAUUUUUUGCUAUCAAUUUCUAAGUACUAGGUACAAGACAAUCUAAACUGCAAAUAUCAUUAUAUAUUUAUUUUUUGAUAAAUAUGAUUUUGGAGUCCUCUUAUAUGCAAUGUAAAUGAAAGUCUUUCAGUCAGUCUGAGCAUUAUGCAUUCAUUUUGGGAUUUCACAUGUGAAAACACACUGUAAAAAAAAAAAAAAAAAAAAAAAAAAAAAAGAGGUUUUCCUGUAAAAUAUUUCAACUUCCUUAAAACCAGUUUGUAUUUGAGAAUAAGACUUGUUCCGAAAUUGUCAAUGAAGCUGGAAAAAGCAAAUUUUUUUGUAAUACGUUUGUAUUAUCAUUAUUCGAUUUAUGUUUAAAACAAGAUCAGUCAAUUUGGGUUAAGAAAGAUAAAUUUGAUUUAUGAUAUUGUUUUAUCUUGCACAAUUUUACUUUUCAAGUAAAAGUAUCUUAAACUAGAUACUAAAGAAAUACAGCUGAAUCAGGUUGAUGAGUUGAAUCAGUUUAGAUGAGGGCGACAUACACAAUGUGCAGGGGUAGGGCAUCUCCAGGACAGACUUGAGUUAACUGUAUACCAAAAUAUACAUAUUUACUGUACAGUAUGACAUCAUCUCACACUUUGCGGAUUUGCAUUUAAAAUCUAACAAACUGUAUGCAUUGUGGUUCAUCUACUUCUUUUGCAACCAUGUACCAUACCUUCAGAUUUUUGUGCAGUCCCUGUAAAU